Messenger RNA from Erinaceus europaeus (western European hedgehog), 954 nucleotides. RefSeq names its product olfactory receptor 8K1. The record is from RefSeq and is a predicted model, not a curated record. Gene Ontology annotation, biological process: G protein-coupled receptor signaling pathway; sensory perception of smell. The coding region runs from base 4 to 954 and encodes 316 amino acids. Gene Ontology annotation, cellular component: membrane. NCBI's taxonomy places the organism in Eukaryota, Metazoa, Chordata, Mammalia, Eulipotyphla, Erinaceidae. The transcript has a single exon. Gene Ontology annotation, molecular function: G protein-coupled receptor activity; odorant binding; olfactory receptor activity.
CAGAUGGGGAAACGCAAUCAAACGACAGUGGUCGAGGUGACGGAUUUUAUUCUCUUGGGCAUCACCAACAGACCUGAGCUGCAGGCACCUCUCUUUGGAAUAUUCCUCCUCAUUUAUUUAGUCACUGUGUUGGGUAAUCUGGGCAUCGUUAUCUUGACCCAUGUGGACUCCAAGCUCCAUACUCCCAUGUACUUUUUCCUUAGACAUUUAUCGAUGACUGAUCUUGGUUAUUCAACUGUCGUUGGCCCCAAAAUGAUGGUCAGCUUUCUGGUACACCAAAACAUAAUCUCCUACAAUGGGUGUGCUGCUCAGCUAGCCUUCUUUGAGAUCUUCAUCAUCACGGAACUCUUUGUUCUUUCAGCCAUGGCCUAUGACCGCUACGUAGCCAUCUGCAAACCUCUCAUCUAUGUGACCAUCAUGUCAGACAAAAUAUGCUGGAUACUAGUCCUUAGUGCUUACCUCUACAGUGUGUUUGUGUCACUGCUUCUAACCAUUGAGCUAUUUAAAUCUUCCUUCUGUGGUUCUAACGUUAUUGAUUACUUUUAUUGUGACUGCCUCCCUCUCAUGUCCAUGCUCUGCUCAGACACACAUGAGUUAGAACUGAUUGUUUUGGUCAUUGGGGGCUGUAACUUGCUCUCUUCUCUCCUGACCAUCCUUGUAUCCUAUGUGUUCAUUCUUGUGACCAUCUUCAGAAUGAACUCAGCCCAGGGGAGAUCCAAAGCCUUCUCUACCUGUAGCUCUCAUCUGAUCGUGGUGGUUAUAUUCUAUGGGACAUUAUUAUUUAUUUACAUGCAACCCAAAUCCAGCCAUGCUUUUAAUAUAGACAAGAUGGCCUCUGUGUUUUACACUCUGGUCAUCCCUAUGUUGAAUCCGUUAGUCUAUAGUCUGAGGAAUAAGGAAGUAAAACAGGCUCUGAAGAGAACAUUAACUAGUCUGGGUAAAACUCCCACAUAA